GCGUGUUGUCGUCCUCACGGCUGCCCUGAAGUCGAUGGCGCUGCCAGCAGUGAAUGCUCUGCAAGGGAGCCGAUGCGUGACUGCCGUGGGCAUCGUCGCAAUUCUCGCCAGCUGCGCGCUGUGGGCCAGGCUUCGCAGGAGGGCCUGGGCAUUGGGUGGCCUGGUUUGCGAGUGCAGAUGCGGCACACUUGCUCAUCCACUUCGCUAAGCUCAGAGAGGACAUUGCAGGAGUGCUGUUCCGCGAUAUGCUCCCUCACUUCGACUGCACAGCUCAGCUCGGCUUUUCGCCUAGGAGGCGCUGCUCAGAUGAACAGGCAUGGAAGCCACAGAUAUGCCCGUGAGCCCCACACGCGGCGACGUGGGAGUCUGGCUCCGACCGCGAGAAGCAGGGGUGACGAUUCGCUAGUGCGGGCUUCUGGCACUUCUUGCGAAGUCCAGUGUGUGAAGCUUGUGGGCCUGGGGAGCCUGCUCAGCGGCUUCAGCGUCCUGGUUCUGCGCUUCGGCUUUCGCAGCAAAGCCUCUCCGUCCUCCGGCUCCGGUUGCCGGCGCCCUGAGGUGAACCGAAGCAGCGUCCGCAGCGUGCUGCCUUGGAGCAACGAGAGGUUGAGCGGUGAAGGCCCGAUGCUGCACAGGUGGAAAGCUGCAAAUGUAAAAGGUGCCUCUUUAUCCAUUGUUCCUUCUGGGGUGGCCACGCGAGCUGGCGAAGCAUCCAGACCGAUGCUGCAAAUAUGCGCGACGUCAGACAAGGAGCUGGCAAGAAUCGUGAGGGGACUGAAGCAGCUAUUACAUAACGAAAACGGGUUGCUCCUGAGAUUCAAGCAAAGGCUGCUUUUUCACGGCAACAUUGAUCUUUUAGAUGUGUCUGCCCAAGUGGACUCAUCAAUGGUCCUGCAGAUGGUCCGGCUUCCAGCUUUAGCA
This is a messenger RNA of Symbiodinium sp. CCMP2456, 918 nucleotides long. The record is from the annotation of a GenBank genome assembly. Lineage: Eukaryota; Dinophyceae; Suessiales; Symbiodiniaceae.